Messenger RNA from Ceraceosorus guamensis, 610 nucleotides. Its product is annotated as Redoxin. Gene Ontology annotation, cellular component: cytosol; cytoplasm; mitochondrion. Lineage: Eukaryota; Fungi; Basidiomycota; Exobasidiomycetes; Ceraceosorales; Ceraceosoraceae. The record is from RefSeq and is a predicted model, not a curated record. Bases 76 to 594 code for a protein of 172 amino acids. Gene Ontology annotation, molecular function: thioredoxin peroxidase activity. The transcript has 3 exons. Gene Ontology annotation, biological process: cell redox homeostasis; hydrogen peroxide catabolic process; cellular response to oxidative stress.
UCUUCGCAAAGACCACAUUCGACAAGACCAUCCCUUCCAAUACACCUAUCCCGCCUACCAAUACACUCGCCCAAUAUGGCCGCUACCGCUGCUGCAAUCAUCAAGGGAGCUGUCAACCCUCUCAAGCAGGGCAGCAAGGUCGCUACUGGCGUUCAGCUCAAGGAGACCAACCCCACGGAAGCCAAUGUGUCCCUCGACAGUCUGACUGGCAAGAACAUCAUUCUCGGUGUUCCAGGUGCAUUCACUCCUCCUUGCUCGUCUCAAGUGCCAGGCUACUUGCAGCACGCCGACCAGUUCCUCGCCAAGGGCGUCAAGGGAAUCUACAUCGUCGCAGUCAACGACCUCUUCACUGUCCAAGCUUGGAAGGAGAAGUUGGGCGCAAGCAACCCCGCCAUCCACUUUUUGGCCGACGACACGGGUGCUUUCACCCGCUCUGCCGGUCUCGACUUUGACGCUUCCGGCUUGCUCGGAAACCAGCGCUCUCAGCGCUACGUCGCCAUCGUCGAGGAUGGUGUGGUCAAGCACCUCGCCAAGGAGGACGAAGCUCCCAACGUCACCGUCACCGCUGCUGACAAGGUCCUUGCCCAGGUCUAAGAGUGCGGCGCACAUC